Messenger RNA from Mytilus trossulus (common blue mussel), 1424 nucleotides. RefSeq lists its product as uncharacterized. NCBI's taxonomy places the organism in Eukaryota, Metazoa, Mollusca, Bivalvia, Mytilida, Mytilidae. The transcript has 6 exons. Bases 17 to 661 code for a protein of 214 amino acids. The record is from RefSeq and is a predicted model, not a curated record.
UAUUGGUUUAGGUACAAUGGCUUCGCAUCGGUUUUUGUUUGUCGCAUUGCAAUUUAUGCUCAUCAAUAGCAUUCAUUCACAGACUUGCAGCAAACGAGAAAGAUUUGUGUAUGGAGAAACAACAACUUAUUCUAUAAAAUACUAUUGCUGCACUAAUGCCAUUGAAAAGAAUGGAAGAUGUGAAACAUGUCCAAAGGGUUUCAGUAAUAAGAACAACCAUUGCCGUCAGUGUGCAGAGGGUAUUUUUGGAGAAAGAUGUGCAUUUAAGUGUUUGUGUGAGACAAACGAAAGCUGUGACCAUGUACUUGGCUGUAUUAAUUCCACCACAAGUACUGAACUGUCUUCACAGUUAACCAUUACACCAAUGAAAGAGAGAGAUCCCUCAAACAGUACGCCGCAAAGUAAUUACGUAGUGAUAUACAUGUCCUCUAUUGCCACGGUUGGUGCAACUGUUAUCAUUGCAUUAGCACUGUGGAGACAGAAGGAUUGGAUAAAGAAAAGACUAAACAGUCGGAAUCUGAGGUUUCCAAGGUUACAAGGAAAGUCUAAUGCUGAUGAGGAAUUGAAACAAAAGGCCUUUGUAAGGAAAAGUGAAAACGUAUAUGAAGACAUCAAUGAAAGAUACAUGCUCAAGGAUUUUGAAAAAAUGGAUUUUAUCUAGCACGAAAUCCUCUUUGUAAACCAAAUUUAAUAUGACAAAGAAGGACUUAACUCUAUUUAUAUAUUUUUCACAUUACACUUGAACUGCUGUUAUUCAAAGAAAAUAUUUAAAAGAGACAGGUUAUUUUUCAAUCUAAAUUGAUGCAAGCCAAAGCAAGAUCAAGAAGGUUUUUUUUAUUAAAGGUCCUUUUUGUAGACUUUUAAGGGGUUGAUCAUUUGAUUUUCAGACAAAAUUACCAUGUUAACCUGUUUAAGUUUUUCAUAUGUGUCACUCUGCUAUAGAAAAAACCCAACAUUUACCUGAAGUCUGAAGCAUUGUUUUGUAUGAUGAAAUGUAAUAGAAAAAGAAAAGAAUAAAGUUUAAAAAAUAUUGUUUAAAAUUAAAGUCAUUGAAAAUAUUUGAAAUUCAUCUUUAGAUAUAUAUAUAUAAGUAUUGUAUAGAUCCUUCAAAGUAGGUAUCUACAUACUGUAAUUUGCUUAAUGCGAAACUAUUUUUAUUGAAAGUUAACCCUGUUUGUCAAUUUGAAAUGUGGUGAACUUGUAAAGAUUGUUAAACUUUUAAUUUCCUUUUAGUUUGUGUCCUCAAAUUUUAAGUACUAUGACUCCGUGGUAAAUGACUUUUUCACAAAAUAGAGAAAAAGGUGUUCCAUUAUAAAAAUAUUAUUUUAGCGAUUGAAUAUGUUGACAAAACAAAAACAGUCAGGGGACAAUAUGACACUUAUUAUGUUUUCCUCGUUCUGAUUUGUUGUCGGAGUUUAUUAACA